Penicillium verhagenii is the source of this 1467-nucleotide messenger RNA. RefSeq names its product FAD-binding oxidoreductase. Bases 1 to 1467 code for a protein of 488 amino acids. Lineage: Eukaryota; Fungi; Ascomycota; Eurotiomycetes; Eurotiales; Aspergillaceae. The transcript has a single exon. The record is from RefSeq and is a predicted model, not a curated record. Gene Ontology annotation, molecular function: FAD binding; oxidoreductase activity.
AUGUUCUCUCUCCUUAUACCCAUACUAGCCAGUCUCGCCUUACCAGCCACGGCAACGACAGCUCCAGGACCAGCAGCAUGCGCAAACCUAACAACCCAACUAGGUUCAUCCAAAGUGAACACUAACCAACUGAGCCUCACUUACACCGAGAGCCUCGAGUACUGGAACACCAUCCAAGCCGAAUACAAACCAUCCUGCAUCAUCUCCCCAGCUUCCGCCCAAGACGUCUCCACAUCCCUCCAAGCCAUCCGCGCCGCCGGAAGCCGCUUCGCCAUCAAAGCCGGCGGCCACAACCCAAACACAUUCUACUCUUCCGUCCAAGCAGGCGUCCUCCUAGACCUAAGCAGCAUGACCGCCAAAUCCUACAACUCAGAAACAACCCUAGCAACCUACGAGCCAGGCGGCGUCUUCGGCGACAUCUACUCAUACUUCGCCGCCUACAACCGCACAGUGGUGGGCGCGCGGCUCGCCGGCGUCGGCACAGGCCUCGCCCUCGGCGGCGGAAUGAGCUACCUCUCACCCCAAUACGGGCUCGCCUGCGACUCGUUCCGCGAGCUCGAAAUCGUCCUGCCCGACGGCUCGAUCGUGACGGCCUCCAACGAGACGAACAGCGACCUGUUCUUUGCGUCGCGGGGUGGUGGCGGGAACGCCUACGGCGUCGUGACGAAGUAUACCGUGCAAAGCCGGCCGAUAGGCGAGUUCUACGCCGGCAAUCUGAUCUAUGUGUUUGAGCAGCGGGAUGCGGUCAUCGAGGCGAUUGGGAACUUCAUUGCGUACAAUGCGGAUCCGAAGGCGGCUAUCAUUGGCACUUAUGAGAAGUUGGGGACGCCGGAUUUGGGGCUGGAUUUGGACGAGGCGAUUAUCUUGUUCUUGGUGUAUGAUGGGGCGGAUCCGGGGGAUGCGUUUAGGAAUUUCACGGAUGUGACUGCGCUCGUGGAUACGAUGGGCGUUAAGAGUUAUGAUGAGGUGGUUAAUAUGCCUGUGCCGUUGUCGACGGAGAUCUCGCGCGGGGCGAAUAUGUUUCGCGUGGGUGUUCAUCGGCCUGGGAACGAUUCUUAUGCGGGUGCGUUGGAGAGAUGGAGGAGUUGGGCGGAGGAUAAUAAGAGGAGUUAUGAACUUCUUUCGUUGGAUUUUCAGCCCGUGCCGAGGAGUUUGACGGAUGCUAGUAAGGCGCAGGGUGGGAAUGCGAUGCAGAUGCCUGAUGGGCCGUAUUUCUGGUUGAAUUAUUUGAUCACGACGCCGCCGGGGAUGAGUGAUGUUGAUUAUGAGACUGUGCAGGCUAGUUAUCGGGAUAUGGUCAAGAGCACCGGUAAUGCUGAGGGGUUGCCUUUGUUUAUCAAUGAUGCGAAUCAUGAUCAGAAUCCGUUGCAGACUUUUUCGACGUUUGAGAGGCUGCAGGCGAUUAAGAAGAAGUAUGACCCGGAUCACUUUUUUGUCGAUUUUACUGGAGGUUGGUCGUUUGCUUAG